This is a messenger RNA of Odobenus rosmarus divergens (Pacific walrus), 6168 nucleotides long. It is a transcript of the gene FANCM, whose product is annotated as Fanconi anemia, complementation group M. Gene Ontology annotation, molecular function: four-way junction helicase activity; ATP binding; nuclease activity. The record is from RefSeq and is a predicted model, not a curated record. The transcript is spliced from 22 exons. Gene Ontology annotation, biological process: interstrand cross-link repair; replication fork reversal; double-strand break repair via synthesis-dependent strand annealing. Bases 79 to 6156 code for a protein of 2025 amino acids. Lineage: Eukaryota; Metazoa; Chordata; Mammalia; Carnivora; Odobenidae.
GAUGGGUAUCCGAAUGGUGGCGGUUGAGCUGUUGAAACUGCUAGCGUCUGAGAGAAACUUUUGGUGGUCGUCAGCCUAAUGAGCGGACGGCAAAGAACGCUUUUCCAGACGUGGGGCUCAAGCAUUUCUCGAUCCGUGGGAGCUCCGGGUUGCAACUCUGGACCUGAGCGGCCUCAGAGCCCUGGCAUCUCCAGGGCACAUUUUCCUCCAGCUGCAGAGGCUGCCGAGGCUCAGCCGGAGUCGGACGAUGAUGUAUUGCUGGUUGCAGUGUAUGAGGCAGAGCGGCAGCUGAGUUUAGAGAAUGGCGGUUUCUGCACUUCAGCGGGCUCCCUGUGGAUUUACCCUACCAAUUGCCCAGUGCGGGAUUACCAGCUGCACAUGGCCCGGACCUCUCUGUUCUGCAAUACGCUGGUGUGUCUGCCUACUGGGCUGGGAAAGACCUUUAUUGCCGCUGUGGUCAUGUACAAUUUCUACCGGUGGUUCCCUUCCGGCAAGGUGGUCUUCAUGGCCCCCACGAAACCUUUAGUGACGCAGCAGAUCGAGGCUUGCUACCGAGUGAUGGGUAUUCCGCAGUCCCACAUGGCCGAAAUGACAGGAUCUACUCAAGCUAUCACCAGGAUGGAAAUAUGGCGCAGUAAGAGAGUACUUUUUCUUACACCUCAAGUCAUGGUAAAUGAUCUUUCUAGAGGAGCUUGUCCUGCUGCUGAAAUAAAGUGUCUAGUUAUAGAUGAAGCUCAUAAAGCUCUUGGAAACUAUGCUUAUUGCCAGGCUGUUCAACAGGUUAUUACUAACCUACGAAUUGGGCAGAUAGAACUUCGUUCUGAAGAUUCUCCGGAUAUUCUGCCAUACUCUCAUGAAAGGCGAGUUGAAAAGCUAGUUGUUCCCCUAGGUGAAGAACUUGCAGCCAUCCAAAAGGCAUAUAUCCAGGUUUUGGAGGCAUUUGCCAGUUCUUUGAUUCAGAGGAAUGUUUUGAUGAGAAGGGAUAUCCCCAAUCUAACAAAAUACCAGAUAAUUUUGGCAAGAGAUCAAUUUAGGAAAAACCCAUCUCCAAAUAUGGUGGGAAUACAACAAGGCAUAAUCGAGGGAGAGUUUGCUAUUUGUAUUAGUUUAUAUCAUGGUUAUGAAUUACUGCAGCAAAUGGGAAUGAGAUCAUUAUAUUUCUUCCUUUGUGGAAUUAUGGAUGGAACUAAAGGAAUGACUCGAGCAAAAAAUGAACUUAGCCGAAAUGAGGACUUCAUGAAACUUUAUAAUCAUCUAGAGUGCAUGUUUGCACAUACACGUGAUACUUCAGCAAAUGGCUUUUCUACUGACCAAAAAGGAGUUAAAGAUAAAAAAUUUUUCUAUAGUCAUCCAAAGUUAAAGAAAUUAGAAGAAGUUGUGGUUGAACACUUCAGGUCAUGGAAUACUCAAAACACCUCUGAAAAGAAAUGUGAUGAGACCAGAGUUAUGAUCUUCUCUUCAUUUCGAGACAGUGUUCAAGAAAUUGCAGAAAUGCUUUUACAGCAUCAGCCACUUAUUAGAGUGAUGACUUUUGUUGGCCAUGCCUCAGGAAAAAGCAUGAAGGGAUUUACCCAGAAGGAGCAACUGGAGGUUGUGAAACAGUUUCGUAGUGGUGGUUAUAAUACAUUGGUUUCUACUUGUGUUGGUGAAGAAGGUUUGGAUAUAGGAGAAGUUGAUCUUAUAAUAUGUUUUGAUGCCCAGAAGAGCCCAAUUCGUCUUGUACAACGAAUGGGUAGAACUGGCCGCAAACGUCAAGGCAGAAUUGUUGUUAUCCUUGCCGAAGGACGAGAAGAACGUACUUAUAAUCAAAGUCAGUGCAACAAAAGAAGUAUUUAUAAAGCUAUUUCAAGUAACAGGCAGGUUCUUCAUUUUCACCAAGGAAGUCCACGAAUGGUUCCUGAUGGAAUCAAUCCAGAAUUACACAAAAUGUUCAUCACAUGUGGUGUCUAUGAACCAGAGAAGCCUCGGAACUUGCAGCGGAAGUCCUCUCACUUUUCCUAUAAGAAGGGAAUGAAGCAGAGUAAUUCAAAGAAAGAUUGGUUCUUAUCAGCAGAAGAAUUUAAAUUAUGGAACAGACGUUACAGGUUAAGAGACAGUGAUGAAAUUAAAGAAAUAACAUUGCCUCAAGUUCGGUUUUUAUCUUUAGAAAAUGAGGAAAACACAACAACUCAAGAACCAACCAUUGGAAUUCAUCUACUGUCUCUUUCUGAAUGGAGAGUGUGGCAGGAUCAUCCUUUUCCUACGUAUCAAGUUGACCAUUCAGAUCGAUGCCACCAUUUUAUAAGCAUUAUGCAAAUGAUAGAAGGAAUGAGACAUGAAGAGGGAGAAUGCAGCUAUGAAUUGGAAAUUAAAUCUUACUUACAAAUGGAAGAUGUUAGCUCAAUAUUUAGUGCUCCCAGGAAUGAAUAUAAUCCUCUUGCCAAUGGCACCUUUACUAGUAACAAGAAAUCUUCAUUUUCAAGGAAUAUAAAUCAAGGCAGUUCAUUCUCAAUGACAAAAUCUGAUGAAGAAUGUGCUGAAAUUUUUAAACAAACUCAUAUCAAACCUGUUAAAAUUGCUUCUCUAAAAAAAAAAGCCUCUAAAGAAUUUAAAAAAGAUCAGCCUUAUAUAAAAGGAAAUAAUGAUGUUGUUAUGGAUUCUUUAGAUACUGAUGGAAGUACUACUAUUGAAAAUAUUUUUCAGGUAGACCUACUAAAUGAUAAAAGGGCAUCAGAUACAGAUGAAGUUGCGGCUGCCAUAUGUGCUAUUCAUGAAAAUGUUAAUCAGCCGCGUGGAUUAAUGGAAUGUCAAAUUACAAAUAAAUCUAGUUCGUUUCUUGGAAAUUUUUUAGAUUCUGGUUAUAACAGUUUCACUGAUGAGAAAUAUGUUUCAUCUAGCUUAUUUCUUCCAUUUGAGGAAGAGCUUUGUGUAGCUAAAAGAGAUGACCAAUUUUAUAAUUGUCUUUCACUAACAAAAGAGAUACUAGCUAAUGUAGAGAGAUUUUUAUCUCAUUCUCCUCCACCUCUCAGUGGACUCUCAAAUUUGGAAUAUGAAAUUGCUAAAAGUUGUGAACUUGAUCAUUUGCCCUUCCUACCUUACACCGAGUAUUUACAAAAUGAUAAAUCUACUUGUUUGAUGUCAUAUUUACCUGUAAAUUCUCAACAGGAUUUAGAAUUGAAUUCACUUAAAUUUAAUAAUCAUCCUUCUGAAAAAAGUUGCUUUUAUAGUGCAACUAAUGAUAAGAUUUCUGAUGAGCCAAGUUCCUAUGACUAUGUUGAUAAAGUACAUAAAGAUAAUAAAAAUGAAAAUAUAGUAUCCAGCAACCAUAUUCAAAUAAACAUAGGCCCUCCAAAGUAUUUAGUUGAAGAAAAAAUUUGUGAUAUGGAUAACAAUGGCCCGCCAAUAUUGCUCACUGAUCAGGAUGAAAGUUUACCACUCUUCAAAGAUGGUAAUACAAAGUUUAAUGACAUGAGCCUUUCUCCCUCAAACAAUAAAUAUAAAUCUUCAUGUGUGUCAGACAAAACUGCUUUAAGUGAAAUGGCACUGGUCUCUCACUUCUUAAUUUCUGAUGAACUAUUGUUAGAUGAUAAUUCUGAACCCCAAGAUCAAAUUAUCUGUGAUACUAAUAGUUGGAAAUCUCAUGAAGAUUUAAAAGGUGUACAUAAGGAAAAACUGAAGCAUGAUGAAUAUGUUUUUGACUGCUCUAAGGACUUAUUUUCUGUUACUUUUGAUUUAGGAUUUUGUAGUCCAGAUUCUGAUGAUGAAGUAUUAGGACAUGCAUCAGAUAGAAAUAAGAAUAAAUUUUUAGAUGAUCUCUCUGGAAGGUGUUUAGAUAUUAAGGAGACCAAUGAUGCAAAUUAUGUUUCAAAUCAAGCAGUAAUACCACUAGAUCAUGUUGCUAGUUCUACGAGUAGAAGUUUUACUAUCCCAUCAAGUGAAGAUAAGUGGAGUCCAAGUUUUGCACAUUUUCCACAGAGUGCAGCAAAAAAUAAAGAAUUUCUGUCUCCUGGUUAUUCUCAGUUUUCUUUGCCAGUAGGAGAAAAAGUUAUGAGUACACCACUUUCUGAAUCAAACACAUUGAACUCAUUUUCUAAGAGGAAAGAAAUGCCUAGGACACCAGAUUCUCAUAAGGGAAAAUUACAUCUACAGAGUUUCAAAGAAACCUUGAAUUCAACUUUUGGUGAUUCAGGACUUUCUGUAGAAAAGACUAAAAGCAGGUCAAAAAUCAGUCUUCGUCAAUCCUGUCAUCCUGUGGAAGAUGAACAGUUAACAAGCAAUGAAAGUGAAGAUGAUGAGAUUUUCCGAAGAAAAAGUAAAAAAACAAAAGGAAAUGUUUUAGAAUCCCCUGAGGAUCAGAAAAACAGUGAAGUUGAUUCCCCACUUCAUGCUGUAAAAAAACGCAGGGUUCCUCCAAACAGAUUAGAAUUAUCAUCUAGUGAUGAAAGUGAGAAUUUUCACAAACGACAUCCACAAUUAGAAGACUUCAGGGAUCAGAACAGGACUACAAAAAGGGGCAUGAAAGUCCGAAAGAGUCACCUUAAGCUUGCAGCUAGGAGGUUUUUAGAUGACGAAGCAGAACUCUCCCAACAAGAGGCAGAGCAUGUUUCAUCAGAUGAAAAUGAUGAGUCAGAAAAUGAACAAGAUUCCUCAUUACUUGACUUCUUAAAUGAUGAAACUCAACUUUCACAGGCUAUAAAUGAUUCUGAAAUGAGAGCUAUUUACAUGAAAUCUUUGCGCAGUCCAUUGAUGAGCAAUCAGUAUGAAAUGGUCCGUAAGAAACAUAACAACAUAAAUAUUUUCUCACAGAUUCCUGAGCAAGAUGAAACCUACUUAGAAGACAGUUUUUGUAUUGAUGAAGAUGAGUCUUACAAAAGCCAAUCAAGUGAAGAAGUGUGUGUUGAUUUUAACAUAAUAACUGAAGAUUGCUUUGCAAGUGGGAGUAAAAAAUAUAAAACCCGACAUGCAGUAAAGCUAAAACAAAUGGAGAUGAGACAAAAUUGUGCCCGUUCAAAAAAGAAAUUAUCCAGAAUUAUUUUACCAGAUGAUUCAAGUGAGGAGGAAAACACUGUAAAUGAUAAAAAAGAAUCUAGUAUUAUGGUUAACCCAAGUACUGUUAAUAAGAGCAAACAGCAGGACCAUUGUUUGAAUAUAGUGCGUUUUGGGUCUUCAUUGCAGUACAAGGACCAUUCUGCUCCAGUUGUUAAUCAGUCACCGAAGCAGAGACAACAGACACCACUUCAUUUAAAGGAUGCAGUUUCUUAUGUCUCAGACUUCAAACCUCAGAGCUGUAAUAAAAUUGAAGCUACCUCACCGUCAUUUCCUACUGUUGAUUCACAGAAAAACUGUAGAAAAUUUCCAAUUCAUUUGAAGGUUGGGAGUACACUGGAGGAUUCAAGAACUUCAGUGGCCAACUGUUCCAAUUCAGAACCACAUUUGGCUAGCGCACAUGCUUCUCUUAGACUUCCACAGGAAGGCCAAAGAAGUUGUAUUCUUGUAGAUAGUUGUGAAAUCACUUCUGGAUCCGAAGUAAUUUCUUCCCUCAGAGCAAUUCAUGGCUUACAAGUAGAGGUUUGUCCUCUUAAUGGUUGUGAUUACAUUGUGAGUAACCGCAUGGUGGUGGAAAGGAGGUCUCAAUCUGAGAUGUUAAAUAGUAUCAAUAAGAACAAACUCAUUGACCAGAUCCAGUACCUACAGACCAUGUUUGAAAGAAUAUGUGUGAUUGUGGAGAAGGACAGAGAAAAAACAGGAGACACAUCCAGGAUGUUUAGGAGAACAAAGAGCUAUGACAACUUGCUGACUACCUUAAUUGGCGCUGGAAUCCGAAUUCUUUUCAGUUCCUGCCAAGAAGAAACUGCAGAUUUGCUAAAGGAACUGUCUUUAGUAGAGCAAAGAAAGAAUGUUGGUAUUCAUGUUCCAACAGUGGUGAACAGAAGUAAAUGUGAGGCACUUCAGUUUUAUCUAAGUAUUCCCAAUAUAAGUUAUAUAACUGCAUUAAAUAUGUGUCACCGGUUUUCUUCUGUGAAAAAGAUGACUAACAGCUCACCUCAAGAAAUCUCCAUAUAUGCACAAGUAACUCAUCAGAAGGCUGAGGAAAUAUAUAGAUAUAUUCAUUAUGUUUUUGACAUGCAAAUGUUACCAGAUGGUCUUAACCAAGGUAGACUACAGUCUGAUGCAUGAUUAUACUGCUCA